ACUCGCAUAAAUUAUGGUCUUCACACUUGCUCCCAAUUAAUCAAUCUCACCAUUCUCUCCAAAAUCUUUUCAUCUGAUUUCUCUCUCGCAAACAUAAACAAGUGAAAUAAGAAACAAUGGAGCUUUUCAAUGAGAGAUUAACAGCAAUAAAAACGAUGUUGUGUAUGCUACUAAUGAUCCAAUUAAGUCUUAUGGCUAUAAUGGUUAAGGGAGAGGUUUACAAGGUUGGUGAUUCUAGUGGUUGGGUGGCUAAUACUAACUCCAAUUACUCAAAUUGGGCAUCUUCUAAGAUCUUUCGUGUUCAUGACAUUCUUAUGUUUGAGUAUAACUCAACCAACGACAAUGUAAUACGGGUGACCCAUUCAGACUUCCGUUCGUGCAACACAUCUUCUCCAAUCAAAACGUUCAACUCAGGCAACGACUCAUUCACAAUCAAAGCGCAUGGCCAUUACUACUUCACUUCUGGAUUUCCUGGUCACUGUGUGACCGGUCAAAAGCUUGAUGUUAGGGUUCCAAAAUCAUCUCAUGUUGCCGCCACCCCACCACCAAAGCCAACCACAAGUCUAAGUCCUAGCCCAAACCCCUCUAACUCAACAAUGUCACCCAUGGAGUCAAAGGCAAUGGCGCCUAGCCCGGUAGACAAUGCCGUCGCAUCACACGAGCCCAAGUGGUUGCUUAUGAGCACUAUUGGUGUGGCCAUAAGUGGUUUUGUGGUUUUGGUUUGUAGUUAAGUUUAGUAAUAAAGUGCAAAAAUUUUGAUAUUAUAAUAAUUAAAUGUAACCUUAACUAAUUGGUUAGUAUUUCAUCAUUUGGUUUUCUUAGUCCUAGUUAUGCUUGAUUGUUUUUUAUCAUUAGAGUACAAAGUGGCAUAAAUUAUGUUUUAUGGUAAUGUUUUAAGCAUUUUGAAAAUCCACAAGGUGAACAUAGAAAAUAAACGACAUUUUGGUACAUAUGUAGUGGUGAUGAGGAGUUCAUACCUAGAAAAUCCAUGAAUCUCUAUUUGCA
Messenger RNA from Lactuca sativa (garden lettuce), 1005 nucleotides. RefSeq names its product mavicyanin. NCBI's taxonomy places the organism in Eukaryota, Viridiplantae, Streptophyta, Magnoliopsida, Asterales, Asteraceae. Gene Ontology annotation, molecular function: electron transfer activity. Gene Ontology annotation, cellular component: plasma membrane. The record is from RefSeq and is a predicted model, not a curated record.